GCAGGAGAGAAGCAAGAAAGCAACCCAAGUCCAUCCAUCCAGGCAUCGGAACUGAUCCAGAUGCACUAGAGAAGAGUCGCAGUAAGGAUACCCGAGACGGCCCAGUCAAGUCCCAGUCAUGCUGCUCAGUCGCGUUAAGCUGAAAUGGAGGAGCAGCGGGUGGAAUGGCUCCUCCCAUAACGCCACGAACGAACACCACCAGAACAACCACCAGAAGGACCUUCACCAGAACCACCACCACCAUCAUGAUGAUGAUGAUCCGAUCACUGCCAGCCGACAGCACAAUAUUACCAACAGAUCCGCACAUCCGCCGCCCGUUCGGGGGCUGUUACUGCCGUUGCUUUUGGUGGCGAGCCUGCUGGCCAGCCAGGCGGAGGCACUGCGUCUCACCAACGGCGGCAGCAGUCUCAGCAAAGGAGCGGCCGCCAACAAGGAGCAACUGAACAUCGGCCUGAUCGCGCCGCACACGAACUUCGGGAAGCGGGAGUACCUGCGGAGCAUCAAUAAUGCGGUGACAGGACUCACCAAGACGCGCGGUGCCAAGCUCACCUUCCUCAAGGACUACUCCUUCGAGCAGAAGAACAUACACUUUGACAUGAUGUCCCUGACGCCAAGUCCAACAGCGAUUCUGAGCACUCUGUGCAAGGAGUUCCUGCGCGUCAACGUCUCCGCCAUCCUGUACAUGAUGAACAACGAACAGUUCGGUCACAGUACCGCCUCGGCCCAGUACUUCCUCCAGCUGGCUGGGUACCUGGGCAUACCGGUGAUCUCGUGGAAUGCCGACAACUCUGGCCUGGAGCGAAGGGCCUCCCAGUCGACGCUGCAACUCCAACUAGCGCCCAGCAUAGAGCACCAGAGCGCCGCCAUGCUGAGCAUCCUGGAGCGGUACAAGUGGCAUCAGUUCUCGGUGGUCACCUCCCAGAUCGCCGGCCACGAUGACUUCGUUCAGGCGGUGCGGGAGCGGGUGGCCGAGAUGCAGGAGCACUUCAAGUUCACCAUCCUGAACUCGAUUGUGGUGACCCGGACGAGUGACCUGAUGGAGCUGGUCAACAGCGAGGCCCGGGUGAUGCUGCUCUACGCCACCCAGACGGAGGCCAUCACCAUUCUGCGGGCCGCCGAGGAGAUGAAGCUCACCGGGGAGAACUAUGUGUGGGUGGUGAGCCAGUCGGUGAUCGAGAAGAAGGAUGCCCACUCCCAGUUCCCGGUCGGCAUGCUGGGCGUUCACUUCGACACCUCCAGUGCGGCCCUCAUGAACGAGAUCUCGAACGCCAUCAAGAUCUACAGCUACGGGGUGGAGGCCUAUCUCACGGAUCCGGCCAACAGGGACAGGCGUCUCACCACCCAGUCGUUGUCCUGCGAGGACGAGGGACGCGGUCGCUGGGACAAUGGAGAAAUCUUCUUCAAGUACCUCCGCAACGUCUCCAUCGAGGGUGAUCUCAACAAGCCGAACAUCGAGUUCACGGCGGACGGGGAUCUGCGCUCCGCCGAGCUCAAGAUCAUGAACCUCCGGCCCAGCGCCAAUAACAAGAACCUCGUCUGGGAGGAGAUUGGAGUAUGGAAGUCGUGGGAGACACAGAAGCUGGACAUUCGCGACAUUGCGUGGCCCGGCAACUCACAUGCCCCGCCCCAGGGCGUGCCGGAGAAGUUCCACUUGAAGAUAACGUUCUUAGAGGAGGCACCCUAUAUCAAUCUGUCGCCCGCUGAUCCCGUGAGCGGUAAAUGCCUGAUGGACCGCGGUGUCCUGUGCCGUGUGGCAGCGGAUCACGAAAUGGCCGCCGAUAUCGAUGUGGGCCAGGCACACCGCAACGAGUCCUUCUACCAGUGCUGCAGCGGCUUCUGCAUCGAUCUGCUAGAGAAGUUUGCCGAGGAACUCGGCUUCACUUAUGAACUGGUUCGGGUCGAAGAUGGUAAAUGGGGUACCCUCGAGAAUGGCAAGUGGAACGGCCUGAUCGCCGACCUGGUUAACCGCAAAACGGACAUGGUCCUCACCUCCCUAAUGAUCAACACGGAGCGGGAGGCGGUCGUUGAUUUCUCGGAGCCCUUCAUGGAAACGGGCAUCGCCAUUGUGGUGGCCAAGCGGACGGGCAUCAUCUCGCCCACAGCCUUCCUGGAGCCCUUCGACACCGCAUCCUGGAUGCUGGUGGGAAUCGUGGCCAUCCAAGCGGCCACCUUCAUGAUCUUCCUGUUCGAAUGGCUCUCGCCCAGCGGCUACGACAUGAAGCUGUACCUCCAGAACACCAACGUGACCCCGUAUCGGUUCUCCCUGUUCCGCACCUACUGGCUGGUGUGGGCCGUGCUCUUCCAGGCCGCCGUCCAUGUGGACUCGCCGCGCGGCUUCACCUCCCGCUUCAUGACCAAUGUCUGGGCCCUCUUCGCUGUGGUAUUCUUGGCCAUCUACACUGCCAACCUAGCCGCCUUCAUGAUAACCAGGGAGGAGUUCCACGAGUUCAGCGGGUUGAACGACACCCGGCUGGUGCAUCCCUUCUCCCACAAGCCCUCCUUCAAGUUCGGCACCAUCCCCUACAGCCACACCGACUCGACAAUCCACAAGUACUUUAAUGUCAUGCACAACUACAUGCGCCAAUACAACAAGACCAGCGUGGCCGAUGGCGUGGCUGCCGUUUUGAACGGCAACUUGGACUCCUUCAUCUACGACGGCACUGUGCUGGACUACCUGGUGGCCCAGGACGAGGAUUGCCGGCUCAUGACAGUGGGCAGUUGGUACGCCAUGACGGGAUAUGGCCUGGCCUUCAGCAGGAACUCCAAGUACGUACAGAUGUUCAACAAGCGACUCCUCGAGUUCCGGGCCAAUGGUGAUCUGGAGCGACUGCGCCGAUACUGGAUGACGGGCACGUGUCGUCCCGGGAAGCAGGAGCACAAAUCCUCCGAUCCGCUGGCCCUCGAGCAGUUCUUGUCCGCCUUCCUGCUCCUGAUGGCCGGCAUCCUGCUGGCGGCCCUGCUCCUCCUCCUCGAGCACGUCUACUUCAAGUACAUCCGGAAGAGACUGGCCAAGAAGGAUGGCGGUCACUGCUGCGCCCUCAUCAGCCUGUCGAUGGGCAAGUCGCUGACGUUUCGCGGCGCCGUCUACGAGGCCACGGAGAUCCUCAAGAAGCAUCGCUGCAACGAUCCCAUCUGCGACACCCAUCUCUGGAAGGUGAAGCACGAGCUGGACAUGUCCAGGCUGCGGGUGCGCCAGCUGGAGAAGGUCAUGGACAAGCACGGCAUCAAGGCACCGCAGUUGAGGCUGGCUUCGUCCUCCGACCUAUUGAAUCACCAUCAUCUGAAGGAGCGACCGCCGCUGCUGGGGAAUCUGAGUCUAGCCGCCAGUGCCCAAGAUCUAUACAGGUGGUCGUACAAGACGGAAAUAGCCGAGAUGGAGACGGUGCUUUGAAGAGUUGAGAGAAACGGAAACGGAAGUGGAAGUGGAACUGCCAUGAACAGGAACUGGAUCGCUCACCCCUGGAUACGCACACACCCGCCACACCACUACCACUACCACUACUCCCACUCCCACUCCCACUCUCAGUCCACCACCUACCGUAACAGGUGCCGUUUUUUGGGGCUAGUGGGGGCUAAGGGCAUUGGAAUUAUAGAGCCAGUGCAUCAAAUCAAAAUCAACGUUUCAAAAAGUAUGUUAACUAGCAAGGAGGAUAACACGAAGGGAGCCUCACCUAUAACUGCACACACACACACACAAGCCCAAAACCAAGUAAAUCCAAAGAGUGUAUAAAAUUUAAACUAUAAAACUAAAUGUAUAACUUAAAAAACAAAAAUAAUG
Molecule: messenger RNA, 3778 nt
Organism: Drosophila bipectinata
Lineage: Eukaryota; Metazoa; Arthropoda; Insecta; Diptera; Drosophilidae
Gene: Nmdar2
Product: NMDA receptor 2
Biological process (GO): monoatomic ion transport
Cellular component (GO): plasma membrane
Molecular function (GO): NMDA glutamate receptor activity
Source: RefSeq, a predicted model, not a curated record